This is a messenger RNA of Aspergillus caelatus, 1416 nucleotides long. Its product is annotated as amino acid/polyamine transporter I. Bases 1 to 1416 code for a protein of 471 amino acids. NCBI's taxonomy places the organism in Eukaryota, Fungi, Ascomycota, Eurotiomycetes, Eurotiales, Aspergillaceae. The transcript has 7 exons. The record is from RefSeq and is a predicted model, not a curated record. Gene Ontology annotation, molecular function: transmembrane transporter activity. Gene Ontology annotation, cellular component: membrane. Gene Ontology annotation, biological process: transmembrane transport.
AUGGAGCCCGAAAUGUUACCAAAGGACAAGGCAGAAGACAAAUUUGGCGAGGCCGAACCAGACCAAGGGAUCGGGCAAAUCGAUCAUGUCAAACACUAUGGUAACCGGUCUGUUACCUUCUUUGGGUCACUAGCAACUGCAGCGUCCCUUGCGGAAUUGGUAUCCAUGUUCCCCACUGCAGGAGGCCAGUAUCACUUCAUCAGCAAGAUGGCUCCACUGCGCAUUGGGAAAGGCCUAAGCUGGGCUGUCGGCUGGAUCACCACUUUCGGAUGGAUCGCCGUUGCAGCAAGUGCUCCUUUUCUAUCUGGUACAAUGAUCCAGGGUUUGUUAGUCUUGAAUUACGACGAUUAUGUGUUCCAGAGGUGGCAUGGUACAUUGAUAUUCUGGGUAAUAUUGGUAAUUUCGGCGAUUGUUAACAUUCAGGGAAGUCGUGUGCUUCCCUUAGUUGAAAAUCUCUCGCUGGGGUUCCAUGUGGUAGCAUUCAUAAUUGUUCUUGUCGUGAUAUGUGUGGUAUCGCCCACAAAGCACGUACCAGAGUUUGUAUUCGUGGACACUAUUAACAAUUCAGGCUGGGGAAGUAAUAGUAUCGCCUGGUGUGUGGGCAUGCUGUCUAGCUGCUAUGUCGUUGUUGGAUACGAUGGAGCUAUUCACCUUUGCGAAGAAAUGAAAAGUCCCAGGACAGAUAUUCCUAUCGCAAUGAUCGGCACUAUACUAAUAAAUGGAACGAUGGGGCUUGGGUUCCUGGUAGCCAUCUUGUUUUGCAUGGGCGAUCUCAAUUCUGCCCUUAACACAACAACCGGCUUUCCCAUAAUUGGGAUAUUCUAUAAUAUCACUCGAAACAGUCGCUCUGCGACAGCAUUAUGCAGCACUGUAGUCAUAAUGGCUGGGCUAGCAUCAAUCCCGUUAUUGACUUCAGCUAGUCGGAUGGUUUGGGUUCUUGCAAGAGACAAGGCAUUCCCUGCUAGUAGUUGGCUAUCGAGAAUCGAUGAGAGCCGGCAAGUUCCCACAAUUGCCGUUACAUUUACAUCUUUCCUUUUAGGGCUGUUGGGUCUUAUCAAUAUCGGUUCCACCUCGGCUUUCAAUGCCAUAGUAUCGUUGGCGGUGUUUGGGCUUGAGAUAUCAUAUCUCAUACCAAUAUGCCUUCUGCUCUAUCAGCGAGUGAUGUCCCCUGAAAGUAUUUCUCCCGGUCCAUGGUCCAUGGGACGUUAUGGAAUAGGGGUCAAUGUCCUGUCAAUUGGCUUUCUUGUCUUUACUUGCAUAUUCUUACUGUUUCCGCCAUAUCAGCCUGUUACGGCGGCAAAUAUGAACUACGCAUCCUUAGUUUUUGGCGCUGUCUGUAUUUUCAGUGGCGUAUAUUGGCUAUGCAAAGGUCGGUGGGUGUACGAGGGUCCUGUUCUUCCGCAGUUCGAAGAUUAG